Molecule: messenger RNA, 2055 nt
Organism: Penaeus vannamei (Pacific white shrimp)
Lineage: Eukaryota; Metazoa; Arthropoda; Malacostraca; Decapoda; Penaeidae
Product: galactosylgalactosylxylosylprotein 3-beta-glucuronosyltransferase S
Biological process (GO): carbohydrate metabolic process; chondroitin sulfate proteoglycan biosynthetic process
Cellular component (GO): Golgi membrane
Molecular function (GO): oxidoreductase activity; galactosylgalactosylxylosylprotein 3-beta-glucuronosyltransferase activity; zinc ion binding
Source: RefSeq, a predicted model, not a curated record
UCUCCCCCGCCCCUCCGAAAUCGCCACAACAAACGUGAGAAGAAAAGAGAAAGAGAAGUAAAGGAGAGGAGGAAGAGAAGAGAAUAUAAAGAAAGGGGGAAAGCAUUAGAGAAGAAAGAAGGGAACAAGGAGACACAGCAUAGCAAGAAGGAGGCGCUCAAAGACAGUCAUAUGGUGUUCUUUCUUCUCCUCCUCCUGUUUCCCUUAUUUACCGCAGGAAUUGGUUGUGGUUCCGGGAGGUGCCUUGAGAAGGCUUUUUGGGCUCCAUAUAUUAUCCUGAAGCUCCCAGUGGUGUAGCAAAACCAAAAAUGGAUUCAGAUAAAGAGCUUGGGUUGUGGGUGGCAGCCUCAUUCAUGGGGAUGAACAGAAGGCAGCGCAUUGUCAUGGCCAUCAUUGUGAGCGGUUCCCUUGUGUACAUCAUCCUCACACAGGCCUUGCUGGUUUUUGGCAGUGCGCCGGGGGAACCCACUCAGCCAGAGGUCAGAAAGCUGUGUUCAUUUGACCUGAAGGGAGAAGGCAGUACCAAGGGAAGUAACAACAGCGCACCUAUCAUCUAUGUGGUCACUCCAACAUACCGUCGUCCAGAAAUGGUGGCUGAACUGACGAGACUUGGUCAGACGCUGACUUUGGUGAAGCGCAUCCACUGGAUUGUGGCCGAGGACAGCCUCACCUGCACUGCCCCCAUUACAGGGCUGCUUCAGAGGCUUGGUCUCUCUUAUACACACCUGGCAAGCCCCAUGCCAGAAGUAUACCGGAAGGAGAGGUAUGUCCCGAGAGGCGUCUCUAACCGCAGGGCUGCUCUGGAGUGGGUGCAAGAACAUGGGUCUGACAGAGGAGUCCUGUUCUUCUUAGAUGAUGACAACGCAAUAGAUGUUCGGCUCUUUGAGGAGAUGAGGCCAACAGAAACCGUUUCCAUGUGGCCAGUGGGGCUUAUAGGAGAUUACACAGUGAGCUCACCCAUUGUUAAGGAUGGUAAGGUUGUUGCCUUCUACGAUGGCUGGCCAGCAGGGAGGAAGUUCCAAGUAGACAUGGCAGGAUUUGCUGUAAAUGUUGGCUUCUUGAAGAAGCAGAAAAAAGUGACAAUGCCGUACAUAGCUGGGCAUGAAGAAGAUGGCUUCUUGAAGUCACUAGGUUUAAGCAUCAAAGAUAUUGAAGUGAAGGCUGAUGGCUGCACAAAAAUAUAUGUCUGGCACACACGCACUGCGAAAAACCCCUCAAGAGCACUGAAGUUGGAGAAGCAUCAGAAUGACAACAUUAAAGUACUUACAGACAAUAUGCGAGAAAUGGGGAUGAUAAAAUAAUUUGCAGAGAUUUUUGUAUACUUAUUUAUUUUUUACCUGUUAACUCAACAAAUGGUCUCAACUUGUUGAUUAGGUCACAUUUACGUAUGUAUGUUUAACUUUUACCAGGAAUCAUUUUGGAUUGUGAUAUUAUGAAUGUUCCUUUUUUGGUUGCAACUUUGAAAUAAUUCCCUGGAAUGAAAAUAUCCUCUAGUCCCUGCAGCCAAACAUAGUUGUUGAGAAGGAAUUUGUUAUUGAUUAAAAGCUUUGUUCUUAUGUUAUCCUUAUCUACUACUCUGAGGUAAUUAACUUAUAUCUUUAUGCAUACUGUAUUGAGAAAAGGAAAAUAUCCUGAUGACAAGAUAUUUCAUAUAUCCAGUGAUUCAGAAAGGAAAGGAGUUUUAUACUAGCUCAUUAGUAAUAGUUUUUUGCAUUUGUGAAAUGCAAGCUUCGACUUGAAAUAUAUGGCAUACAAGAUAUUUUCAUAUGUUAUAUGUUACUGAUGUAGAGUUAUACAUACACAAAUGUUAACAUAUGCACCUACACACUCAAAUGGGGUACAGUCACAUGCCUUCUGGCACCAUGUAAAACUUUUAAUUGAUGAGGGUGGUCUUUUCAUUAGCAACAUGCACCUUCCCAUUGAAGUUGCAGAGUGCGUGUGCUAGUAGUAGUUGUAAUAGCUUGAUCACUUGUUCUUUUCUCCUUUGUCUCUUUUACUUGCUUUUCCUUCCAUUAUGAUUAUCCAUGGAAGGACUAAUUAGACUCACUUUAAUCU